This is a messenger RNA of Sinocyclocheilus rhinocerous, 718 nucleotides long. It is a transcript of the gene faub, whose product is annotated as FAU ubiquitin like and ribosomal protein S30 fusion b. The transcript is spliced from 5 exons. The coding region runs from base 90 to 491 and encodes 133 amino acids. Lineage: Eukaryota; Metazoa; Chordata; Actinopteri; Cypriniformes; Cyprinidae. Gene Ontology annotation, biological process: translation. Gene Ontology annotation, molecular function: structural constituent of ribosome; protein binding. Gene Ontology annotation, cellular component: ribosome; cytosolic small ribosomal subunit. The record is from RefSeq and is a predicted model, not a curated record.
GCGCAGGCAGGCCUAAUGCUUUUUAGACUUGAUAUUGACGUCGUGUGUUUGGCGUUCAUACUUAUCAACAGCGAUUUAGACCGAACAUCAUGCAGUUGUUUGUUCGUGGCCAGACUUUGCACUCUGUUCAUCUGAAUGGCUCAGAGACUGUUGCCCAUAUCAAGGCUCAGAUCGAAGCUUUGGAGGGUCUGGCCUGUGAUGAUCAGGUCAUAUCUCUCUGCGGGGUUCCUCUUGAGGAUGAGACACUGAUCUGUCAGUCUGGGAUUGAGGAGUUCAACACUCUUGAGGUCUCAUCGAGGCUGUUAGGAGGCAAAGUCCACGGUUCCCUGGCUAGAGCAGGCAAAGUCAGAGGACAAACUCCCAAGGUGGACAAGCAAGAGAAGAAAAAGAAAAAGACCGGCAGGGCAAAGAGAAGAAUUCAGUACAAUCGGCGCUUUGUAAAUGUCGUCCCAACGUUUGGCAAAAAGAAAGGGCCAAAUGCCAACUCAUAAUUUGCUCUUCAAAAUGACUGUCAAUGUUCACUGCAUUAUUUGGCUGACCACUUGGACAUUGCUGAUGGGUGGAAAAAUGUAAUACAAAAGCCAGCUGAUUCAUGAAAACUAAUUAUUUUGGGCACUUUAUGUGCUAUAAUGAUGUGUAAAGUAUGUCAUUAUUAGACACUGAAUCACUUUGGUGAAAGAAAGAUUUUGUAAGUUGCAAAUAAAAACAUUUAAUGAAA